UCCAUCCCCAUCCCCUUAACACAAAUAUAAUCACAGAUCUGCUGCUGCAGCAGCAUUGCUCCUAGUUUAUAUCUUUUCAUAGUUGCCCAUUUCACUUUUGGAUCUCUCAAUAAAACGAAUUAGAUCUACAAUAUACACUCCCAAAUUGAAAUCCAAAAAUGGACAACGGAGAUCUAGAAGGUGGCGGCGGAGACUUGCCCUUUCAUGGAAAAGGCGGCCGCAGAUAUAGCCCGGUGGGACCUCACGAUCGCGCGGUUCUCGAGAUGUCCUCCAUGGAUCCUGGAUCUUCCUCCUCCGACCCCAAAUCUUCUGUCAAGAAAAAUAAUGUAGGAACGCUAGGGAACUUGGAUUCAGAUGGAAUUGAAGGUUCGAAUCCGGAAAAUGGUGGAGCCAAUGGUCUCUACCGUGAAAAUAAAUUGGAAUUGUUUGGUUUUGAAUCUCUUGUGAGUAUUCUUGGUCUCAAAAGUAUGACAGGAGAGCAAAUUCCUGCAGUCUCCAGCCCUAGAGAUGGUGGAGAUGUUUCCAUUACCAGCGGUCAACCAAAGCCUUCUGAUGUGAAAAUGGGUACAAUGAUGGGGGUCUUUGUCCCAUGCCUGCAAAGUAUUUUGGGUAUUAUCUACUAUAUCCGUUUUUCUUGGAUUGUUGGCAUGGGCGGCAUUGGCGAGUCACUUCUGCUGGUAUCACUUUGUGGUCUGUGUACUUUCUUGACAGGAAUAUCAUUGAGUGCUAUUGCAACCAAUGGUGCUAUGAAGGGUGGUGGUCCAUAUUAUCUCAUUGGUCGUGCCCUUGGUCCUGAGGUUGGAGUUAGCAUUGGAUUAUGUUUCUUUCUUGGCAAUGCAGUUGCGGGAGCUCUUUAUGUUUUGGGAGCUGUAGAAACCUUUCUAAAAGCUCUUCCUUCUGCUGGAAUUUUUACCGAGACCACUACAAAGGUCAAUGGCACGGUGUCGGAACCUAUACAAAUUAUAAGUACACAUGACUUGCAAAUUUAUGGGAUUGUUGUGACUAUUAUACUUUGCUUUAUUGUGUUUGGUGGGGUGAAAAUGAUCAACACGGUUGCCCCUGCUUUCCUUAUACCCGUUUUAUUCUCAAUAUUUUGCAUAUUCAUCGGGAUUUUUACGGCAAGAAAGGAUGAUCCUGCAUCUGGAGUUACGGGCUUGACUUUAGAAAGCUUUAAAGAUAACUGGAGUUCAGAUUAUCAGAAUACAAACAAUGCUGGUAUCCCUGAUGCUGAAGGAGAUGUGCACUGGAACUUCCAUGCUUUGGUCGGUCUCUUUUUUCCAGCUGUAACAGGAAUCAUGGCUGGUUCAAAUCGAUCUGCCUCACUUAAAGACACCCAGCGUUCUAUCCCGAUUGGCACGUUGGCUGCCACACUUGCCACUACUGGUCUAUAUUUAGUUUCUGUCUUACUUUUUGGAGCUGUUGCCACCAGAGACAAGCUUUUGACUGACAGGCUACUUACGGCUACAGUUGCUUGGCCUUUUCCGGCUAUCAUUCAUAUUGGAAUUAUUCUUUCAACUUUAGGUGCAGCACUUCAAAGCUUGACUGGUGCCCCUCGCCUCCUUGCAGCAAUAAGCAACGAUGAUAUUCUUCCUGUUCUCAAUUACUUCAAAGUUGGAGACGGGAGUGAGCCUUAUUUGGCUACCCUCUUUACUGCCUUUAUCUGUAUGGGUUGUGUGAUUAUUGGGAAUUUGGAUCUUAUCACACCAACUGUAACCAUGUUUUUCCUUCUGUGCUACUCUGGCGUGAACUUGUCCUGUUUCCUUCUGGACCUUCUAGAUGCUCCUAGUUGGCGUCCUCGAUGGAAAUUUCACCACUGGAGCUUCUCUCUCCUUGGAGCAUCACUUUGUAUUGUGAUUAUGUUCUUGAUCUCAUGGUCAUUCACUGUAGUGUCUCUGGCCCUUGCCAGCCUCAUAUAUUAUUAUGUGAGCAUUAAAGGAAAAGCUGGGGACUGGGGAGAUGGUUUCAAAAGUGCUUAUUUUCAACUAGCCCUUCGCAGUCUUAGAUCUCUGGGAGCUAACCAAGUUCAUCCAAAGAAUUGGUAUCCCAUUCCUCUUGUAUUCUGCCGGCCUUGGGGUAUGCUGCCGGAGAAUGUACCUUGUCAUCCAAAACUUGCCGACUUUGCCAACUGCAUGAAGAAGAAAGGCCGUGGAAUGUCCAUAUUUAUCAAUAUACUAGAUGGGGACUAUCAUGACCGUGCUGAAGAUGCCAAGGCUGCCUGCAAGCAACUUGAUACCUACAUUAAUUACAAGAACUGUGAAGGUGUUGCAGAAAUAGUUGUGGCGCCUAAUAUGACCGAAGGCUUCCGUGGAAUUGUGCAGACCAUGGGUCUCGGCAACCUUAAGCCCAAUAUUGUAGUGAUGCGAUAUCCAGAAAUAUGGCGUCGUGAGAACCUACAAGAAAUCCCAUCCAUAUUUGUUGGUAUAAUCAAUGACUGUAUUGUUGCAAACAAGGCAGUUGUCAUUGUCAAGGGCCUUGACGAAUGGCCCAAUGAGUAUCAAAGGCAAUAUGGUACCAUUGAUUUGUAUUGGAUUGUGAGAGAUGGCGGUCUCAUGCUUCUUCUGUCACAACUUCUUCUUACAAAAGAGAGCUUCGAGAGUUGUAAGAUUCAGGUCUUCUGCAUCGCGGAAGAGGAUACAGAUGCAGAGUGCCUCAAGGCUGAUGUGAAGAAGUUCCUAUACGAUCUUCGGAUGCAGGCUGAAGUGAUUGUUAUCACGAUCAAGUCAUGGGAUGUGCAACUGGAGGGUGGAUCUCAACCAGAUGAGUCAAUGGAGGCACUUACUGCCGCUCAGCAACGGGUGUCUGAUUACUUGGCAGAGAUAAAGGCAACAGCAAAGAAAGAAGGGACACCAUUGAUGGCUGAUGGAAAGCCUGUAAUUGUGAAUGAGCAACAAGUAGAGAAGUUUCUUUAUACAACAUUGAAGUUGAAUUCAACGAUAUUAAAGUAUUCUAGAAUGGCUGCAGUUGUGCUCGUAAGCUUACCGCCACCUCCAAUCAGCCACCCAGCUUACUGCUACAUGGAAUACAUGGAUUUGUUGGUCGAUAAUGUGCCCAGACUUUUGAUGGUAAGAGGGUAUCGUAGAGAUGUUGUAACUUUAUUCACAUAGUUUCUGGUGUAGAUGCUCGUUUUGUCCGAGCUUAUAGCAGGUUAGACAAUUCGAAUCAAGCCCAACAUGAUAUUUAAUCCAACACGUGCUCAGUUGGAUUAGGCCACUAAGACAGGCAGUUUUGAGCAGGAAAAGAGGGAACAGUUUGUAGAGAGUGGGGGGUAUUUUGAGUUAUCAAAAAACUGUAAAUGGAGGGGGAGGUCAGUUUUUUUUAACUACUGGAAACCAUCAGAAAGGGGAUACUUCACGGGGACAGAACCAAAAAAAGAAAAGGGGGAGAGAACAAAUA
Molecule: messenger RNA, 3393 nt
Organism: Hibiscus syriacus
Lineage: Eukaryota; Viridiplantae; Streptophyta; Magnoliopsida; Malvales; Malvaceae
Product: cation-chloride cotransporter 1-like
Exons: 13
Coding region: 159-3104 (981 amino acids)
Biological process (GO): transmembrane transport; monoatomic ion transport
Cellular component (GO): membrane
Molecular function (GO): chloride:monoatomic cation symporter activity
Source: RefSeq, a predicted model, not a curated record